AUGUUCAAAGGAAUAAUCCCUGAGGAUGACCUGCAGCUUAGUGAUAGCGAAGAGGAUAGUGAUGACCAGGUUGCUGAAAAGCCACCUUCUUCACUUGCUCCUCCAAGGGAGAAGCAGAUGCUCUUGCUGGUGAGGGACUGCCCCGGCAGUCAGCAGAAGUCAGCACACUCUCCUGGCAGUCACCAGAGGAGAGCAGAGGAUGGGGAAGUCCGUGGUGUGAGGAAGCAAGACCUGGAGAGGAGAAUCACAGACACUCGUGACAAGUCCUGUCAAAAGAGAAAGAGGGAAGUGGAGAAGGAGAUUGAUUGGAAGAAAAAGAAAUCAGACAAAGAAACAAAGUCAUUGCAGUCUUCAGCUCAGGAGGACUCCAGUAAAUUGAAACAGCAUCCAGUGGAAUACUACAUCAAAGAGGCCAAAAGGCUGAAGCAUAAAGCUGAUACAAUGGACGACAGGACUGGAAGGGCCUUCCAGUACCUAGAUGCUGCCCUUUCCUUCAUUGAAUAUGGGAUUGCCUUGGAAUCAGACCCAACAGAACCCAAAUCAGCUUCCAGCGUGUUCAGUGGCACCAUAGAUCUCCUCAAAUUCAUCAUGAGACUGAAAUCCUUUACAGACUCCACAGCAUCUUCACAGGACAAGAUCUUUGCUGUGUUAUGCAUGCGCUGCCAGUCCCUUCUGCACAUGGCAAUGUUCCGUUACAAAAAACACAUUGCCAUGAAGUAUUCCAGGAUCCUGAAUGACCACUUCAGGAGUUCUUCCAGAUCUACACAAGCACCUUCUCUGUGUGUUGCAAGAAGCACAGGCAUGACUUCUUAUGCUGGCAGUGGCUACAGUGAGAACAGCAUUGGCUCUUCGGUCACUGUUCCCUAUAACAUCCCAAACAUCACCUCUGCGUACAUCAACAUCAGUUCCUAUAUCCUCUAUGCAUGUGAUAUUUGGGAAAAGGCCGAUGCACUGGCUGGGAAGAACACGUGGUGCUGCUGCUGCCACUCCUCGCUGCCCUCUCGCCUGUCAGAUGGGCCUGUGGUGUGA
Molecule: messenger RNA, 1029 nt
Organism: Athene cunicularia (burrowing owl)
Lineage: Eukaryota; Metazoa; Chordata; Aves; Strigiformes; Strigidae
Product: AF4/FMR2 family member 1-like
Exons: 12
Coding region: 1-1029 (342 amino acids)
Biological process (GO): regulation of gene expression
Cellular component (GO): super elongation complex; nucleus
Source: RefSeq, a predicted model, not a curated record